Messenger RNA from Syngnathus typhle (broad-nosed pipefish), 1241 nucleotides. It is a transcript of the gene tmem167b, whose product is annotated as transmembrane protein 167B. The transcript is spliced from 3 exons. Bases 152 to 376 code for a protein of 74 amino acids. Lineage: Eukaryota; Metazoa; Chordata; Actinopteri; Syngnathiformes; Syngnathidae. The record is from RefSeq and is a predicted model, not a curated record.
GCAAAGAAGUAAAAGGAGGUUUGAAACCGGAAAUGUCAACUCAGUGACUGCGAAGUCGAUGUCGUUAGCUUCCCUCUUCCGAAACACACGAUGGCGUUUUGAUGGACAUAAGUUAACAGUUACAUAACGUCGAUAAAAGGUCGCUGCGAAUAUGACAAAUGUGUAUUCUUUUGAUGGCAUCCUGGUGUUUGGGCUGCUCUUCAUCUGCACAUGUGCAUACUUCAAAAAGGUUCCUCGCCUCAACGGCUGGCUGCUGUCAGAAAAGAAAGGAGUAUGGGGAGUCUUCUACAAAGCUGCAAUCAUUGGGACACGGCUCCAUAUUCCUGUCGCGAUCUGCUGCGUGGUCAUGGCUUUCUAUUUGAUCUUCCUGAAAUGAUGAAACCAAACUGGAUUGGAACGAUUUGGAUUGGCGCAAGCAGGUGUUUGACUCAGUGAGGCCAUAGCUGGUCCUUGUGGGACAACUCGUGGACUAUGUGACCCUUGACGUCACAUCUCCUCAUGGACUCGUCAGUGCUGCCCCCCUCUGGCGACUGCGGAGAUGGGGUCUCCCAAACAGAUGAGGUCAUCCUUAAACCACCUCAUAGUUUUUAUUGCAGAGAACUGGGAGUGCCCUAUGGUUGUACUGGUUUCAACUCAUGCUGUUGUCUUCAUUCACAUUAUUAUUUAUACGGUAUGGUCGUUGUUGGCCUGAACAUCAAUUUAGUUUGGAUGAGUAAUUUCAAAUCUGAAAAUGAUCAUCUAUAUCUGCUUUUUCCCUGGAUACAUCUGUAAUGCUUCUUCAGUGACUGGAUAAAGAAAUAAUAUAUGAUGUAUUUUGACACAAUUGUGUACACCCCACCAUUGUUUUCGCACAAGUCUUAUGAAUUUCAACUAGGUUCUUGUACUACACAAUUUAGCCCAUCUAACUGCAUAUGGGUUUUUUUUUUAAUCAGUCUAUGACUACUGUUACAAAUGGAUAUUUUUACAAAUUGGACCAAUAUUAAAUCUGCCUCAUGAUAUACCAAUGAUAAACAAGGAUAGUGGUUAUCUGACCAUUUCAUGCUAUUAUUGAAAGAAAUGAUUGAGGGGAGUCCAAUGGAAUUUUGGGUAAAAUGUUAGCAACACAACUUGUAUGUUGUUUUUAUUAAAAAAAAAUCUAAACAUAAUCACUUAUAAAAGAUUUCCAGUUGUGUAUUUGGGUUUUAUUACCUUUAUUCAGUAUGUUUGACACUAAUGCAAAAUAAAGCCAAAUCACAAUUGUU